AUGCCAACAAUACUACGUUGUUACAGUCAACGACAAACAAAUCCAUUACUUUGUCGUACAAUUGAAUAUGUUUGUAAACAAUUUUAUAUUAUUCAUCGAAAACCAUUCUUAUUACAAAUGGCUGGUGCUGUUGCAAAUAUUCUUGAUACUACUGAUAAUAAUUUUGAAGUAAAUCCGAUGAAGGUAAAAGCAAAAUAUUGGUUUAAUUUAUUGCAUAGCAUGGAAGAUAUGAAUGAUAUGAAUGAUCCAAUUCAUAUAUUGGAUUUAGUCAAUGAAACAAAACCAUUAAAAGCACUAGAUUUAUGUUAUCGUGAUGAUCCAAAUACAUUUAGCUUAUUAACAGAUGCAUUAGCAAGUGCUGUAACAGUAUGCGCUUUUGCGCCUGAAUCACGGCGCUGUUAUCAGAUGUUGUUAGUAAUGCAAGCAACAAUACCGUACUUCUUGGAACAAAUUGAACGGGAUACGGUAAAACAGGGUAACAGUAUGAUUGCUGUAAAACAUGAAAUAUCGAUUUAUACUACACUUUGUGUUGAAAUGAAAGCACUAGUAAAUUGUUGUGAUAUUCUUGCAAGAGGACCAACACGAACAUUUGAUAUCGUUAAUAGUGUCAGUGAUCGAGGAAAAUCCUUUAUUGCUGAUUCACCUCAAUUCUUUGAUCCACCAACAUUAAUUGAAGAUGAAACAAAAAUACAUUACUCGUAUAUUUCUCAUAAGAAGAAUGCUGUUAGCUCAGAUGCUAUUGAUAAUAUUGAGGGACAACGUGAAAUAUUCCGUCGUCCACGUGAUGCACUUCUUAUACUUGCAGCUACAUUUAUUGAGAAAGCAAAACCACGCAUAAAAGAACUUACUAAGCUUGCAUCAAAUAUUGAACAUAUCAAAAUUCCGGAAUUAUUCGAUCAUAAAUGCUUUGUGAAAUUAAAUGAAAUUGCUCUUGCAUUAUUAAAAAUUGCACCAUAUGAUUUGGGUACAAUAGCUUGUCUUGGAUUACAAAAAUAUUUCUCAGUGAUAUUAUUAACAACUGAUUGGUCAAUAGAAAAUAAUCGACCAGCAUUAAAUUUUGUUUUACGACGUUUGGAUAAAACAAUUCAAAAGAUUGGUAAAAAAAUUAUCUUUCGACGACGAACAAAUUGGAUUGCUUUAACAAAUUGGCUUAAUGGUUUACAUCAAACACUUGUUGCCUUUCCUUAUAUUGCUCAUUCACAUCCUCUAAAGUCUACAACAUUAAUGUGUUUACGAAUAAUGAUCGGUGAUCCAUUAAAUGAUGAUCUUUUCACUCAAUCAAAUACUACCUUUCAACCGUUUUACAUGGUACUUGUCCACCUCAACCAUUUGUACUGCAGUCCUUAA
This is a messenger RNA of Loa loa (African eye worm), 1347 nucleotides long. RefSeq lists its product as hypothetical. NCBI's taxonomy places the organism in Eukaryota, Metazoa, Nematoda, Chromadorea, Rhabditida, Onchocercidae. Gene Ontology annotation, cellular component: axon; cation channel complex. The record is from RefSeq and is a predicted model, not a curated record. Gene Ontology annotation, biological process: monoatomic cation homeostasis. Gene Ontology annotation, molecular function: monoatomic cation channel activity. The transcript is spliced from 9 exons. The coding region runs from base 1 to 1347 and encodes 448 amino acids.